AUGAUGUAUAGGAUCAUUGAAGUUUCACAUGGAUACCCACUGAAGGACUUGAAGUUCCUUGUUAAAGAUCGACGGACAAAUGAUAGUGAACUUGAAGUUCAACAAAUCAUACAUUUGCAAAGUGUUGCCAAUAAGUUACCAGAUGCGUUUAUAGAUAUCAAAAGGGUCACAAAAUCACAUAUUCCAGCUAAAAAUGUUCCAGCUCGUUUAGAAAUUCCUGAAGCGAUUCUUACUCAAUCAAAGAUAUCUGAGUCACAAAUACGCCGGAAGCGUGGUGGACCACUUGGCUCUAAAGAUGCAAAUCCUAGAAAUAAAAAGGAGCAUAUCAUCUCAAUUAAUCAUGACAGUAAUGUGACCACUAGUAAUGUCUUUAAGGAUAAAAUUCCUGAACCGAUUUUAUCUGAAAACUCAAUAUAA
Messenger RNA from Sesamum indicum (sesame), 417 nucleotides. RefSeq lists its product as uncharacterized. The record is from RefSeq and is a predicted model, not a curated record. Lineage: Eukaryota; Viridiplantae; Streptophyta; Magnoliopsida; Lamiales; Pedaliaceae.